Trichoplusia ni (cabbage looper) is the source of this 2456-nucleotide messenger RNA. Its product is annotated as zinc finger CCCH-type with G patch domain-containing protein. The coding region runs from base 743 to 2377 and encodes 544 amino acids. Gene Ontology annotation, cellular component: nucleus. The record is from RefSeq and is a predicted model, not a curated record. Lineage: Eukaryota; Metazoa; Arthropoda; Insecta; Lepidoptera; Noctuidae. Gene Ontology annotation, biological process: regulation of transcription by RNA polymerase II; negative regulation of DNA-templated transcription. Gene Ontology annotation, molecular function: RNA polymerase II cis-regulatory region sequence-specific DNA binding; metal ion binding; DNA-binding transcription factor activity, RNA polymerase II-specific. The transcript has 10 exons.
UUAACACUCUUAUAAUAUGUCCUUCUCAGCAAUUUAGAAAAGAGAAGAAGAGUUUGCAAGAAUUGUAGAAAACACUACCCUACCCCUUCAUGAGAUGAAGGGUAAAUCUCCCAAUUUAUCCGACGACUCUGCUACAACUUUGAAAGCCCCGAGAUGGUAGCAGGAUAUUUUAUGAUAUAUCUGUCGUGGCCCCUCGGUCCUCUGUAUGGAUUAUUGCACGAAGUACAUGAUCGAUCCCAGCGCAGGCAAAUACCAAUGUGACUUUUUCAUACUUUCAUAUUUCGAAAGUAGAAACAUUCCGGUGGCUUUAGUAGGUGAGAGCUCUACACAAUCCUUGCCUUCCCCAGGGUGUAGAAAGUCCAUAAAAUAACACCGGAUCACCAAAAGAACAGGAUACAUCAAAUAUGUCAUAGAAUCUGAUUGACACUUGCAAGAUUUGUAAUCUGUGCUCUCACAUUUUGUGAUUGUGUCAUGUCUAAAGCUGUCAAACAUGAGCACAGAAGAGAAGCAGAAGUUAGGAAACUGAGCACAUAAUUUGAAAUAAUAUAAUUCGUCGUGCUGUCUGUUUUAACUAUCUUAGUUAUGUGCAGUUCUAAUUUGUGAGAAAAUAUAACUAAUUUACUUUCUGUGUACAACAAUUCUCACAAGGCUUUCAUACUUACUACCUAUUAUGUUUGCACUUGUUUAGAGUAAAGUAAUUUCAUAACUUUAUCAAGAAAUCAAACAACUAUACAAUAGCAUUAUGGAGGACUUGCAACUAUCUCUAAACCAAUAUGAAGAGCAGCUAACUAUGGUUAAUACGACCCUUGAGUCUGUUACUGACGAUGCAGAAAAAGAAUCAAUAUUAACUUUACAGUCAGACUUGCAACAACUCAUUCAAUUAACUAAAGAGAACCUGGAUGCAAUGACUAAAGACAGUCAAAAUGUUGACUCGGAGCCUUCUGAAUCUAAGAAUGAACUAGAUGACGAAUAUGCACUCUUUAUGCAAGAGAUGGAGCAAAGUGGAGCUUAUGAACCUACUGAUAGAGAUAAGGCUGAACCAGGCCAGGGCGAAGAAGGCAAUGACAGUGAUAUUGAGGAUGAGUUGUCUACACUUUUGGGCAUGAAGUGUGCUGUCUACCAUACACACAAGUGGGGAGGUCAACCAGGCCUCUACAAUGCCAUGGUCAGUGCAAUCAUACCAAGACAAGAUGAUGACCAGUUCAAAGACCUUCAAGUCCGAGUUUUAUUCACACAUCCAACACAUGCUGAGAUGUUGCCUUGCCCGUUCUUCUUGGAUGGUGAAUGUAAAUUCAGUGAUGAACAAUGUAGAUACUCACAUGGUGCUUUAGUAAGACUAUCAGAUUUAAAAGAAGCUAUUGAACCUGAUUUCAGUUGCCUUAAAGUUGGAAGUAGAAUACUAAUGAAAUUGAAACCGCCUGAUAAUGAGGAUAUAGGUAAAACAAAAAAAUCAACAGAAAAAUAUCAUUUGUGGCAUAGAGGAGUAAUAAGGAGCAUGGAUUCAGAAAAACAAACUUGUUCAGUUAAGCUGGAACAAGGAGUCCAUGCUGGUGAUAAACGUAAACAAGGGCCAGAUGAACACAUAGUUAAAAUUGAAGAAAUAUGCCCAUUGAAUACUGAAAAUGAAGAAGACAGUGACUCAGAUGACAGUCUAAGCGACACAGAAUAUCCUCAAAGUAAAAUUAAAUGUGAAAGCACUACAGAAGUCGACAACCGCGCACUUCUUGUGGAAAAAAGUCUCCUAAAUGGAAACAAUUCACGUAUGGGAGAAUGGGAGCGCCAUACUAGAGGUAUGGGUUCCAAAUUAAUGAUGGCUAUGGGCUAUAUUCCGGGGACUGGACUAGGAGCGGCGAGCGACGGACGGGUGCAGCCGGUUGAAGCCCGAGUGUUACCUGUUGGUAAAAGUCUUGACCAAUGUAUGGCCAUUUCCGAAAAGAAUGCAGCUCAAGAUCCCUUGAAGGUUGAGCAAAAGCUUAGAAGAUUACAGAAAAGAGAAGAGGAACGUAACAAAAGAGCGUACGAGCGUGAAAAAGAGAGAGAGCGAAGAAAUGUAUUUAAUUUCCUUAACAAAACUUUAGGAGAUAAGGCAGACCAAGACAAUGAGCCUGAAUCAACCCUCGAUGUGAAACAGUCCUCGAGUAAGGACUUAAACAUCGAGCAAUUUAAAAUUACGGAAGAUAAGAAGAGGAUUGAGCGUGACAUCAUAAAACUUAACAGCUCUCUGGCAAAAUACGCGCCUAAUUCUAAUGGCUACAGAAGUAUUAACAUGCAGAUCAUAGAGAAAAAUAAAGAACUCGGCACCCUAACACAAAAAGAAAAGCAAAUAACUAAGGAACAAGCACACAGAAAAGACAAACAAAAAAUGACAGUUUUUUAACGAAGAAGUUUCUUUUAAAGUUAGGGCUAUUUAAAUGAAUUAAAACAAAUGUCGUUAAUAAAUUAAGUUUAAGUGUUAA